AUGAUCCGUCCUUUACGCAGUCUCCUAACCGACUCGAGCGAUUGUACCUAUUUUCAUGCUGCGUAUGCAGCAACCGCCAAGCUAUCAUUGGGAUCGGUCCAAUUUGACAAGCUUGUGACGAGCAAUACCUAUAUUGACAUGACAUCGACGCUGACUGAAAUUAACCGCUGCCUCAGUGCUGUACACUCUGCUGAAGAAAGCUACAAGCAAGCGAACGAUCACACGGAUCAGGCACUGAACAGCCUCCUUAAAAGUAUUGAUAUUUUCCGUCAAAGUUGUGCUCGAUACCGUGAAUUUGCUGAGAGACAGACAAAAAAGAAGCUAGAGAGCAAUACUAGUAGCAAUUCCUCUACUCCUACAUCGACGCCCAUCCACAGUGGCCGGUCCUCAUUGCCAUCAGCAGACAAUGACUGGAGUGCGUGUAUUCCAGCUAUUAUAUCAGCGUUACAACAUACGAGCGAAGUACUUCCCUCUGCAAUGCGUAUUAUGAAGAGAAAGCCUUGGAGAGGAAAACCGAAGCAAAUGGUCUCUUUAAACGAAGUCAUGUCAGCAUUUGUUGAAACAAUGGUGCUGCUCGCACAUAUGCGAUUCGAUAUUGACGACGAAGACUCGUACGGAAGUGCCUACGAGAAUCUAUCCUCAGCAGAAGAAAUGUGUGUGUUUAAUGGAUUCUCGAACGGAUAUCGCUGGGUAUCUAACACAUAUUACAAGAUUGGUGUUACCCUCCAUAAUGCCGAAUUGUACGCCGGUGCUGUUUAUCCUUUACGCAAAGCAUGCUCGCUACUUGAAAAAGACGAAACUAGAGCAUCGACCGAUACUGGAAGGCUUCAACUCUGCAAACGCUACGAAGUAUUGGGAACCUGCUGCCAGAAAGACAAGCGAUUUGAGGAUGCCACCAAGGCUUUUAAACUGGCGUUAAAGCGGCUUCCGAGUUCUACUAUCGAAGCCUUCGUCAAGGAAGCAGACUCCUUGGCCAUAUACACUUUGAUGGGGAAGCACCCGCUAAUUCCUAAACUGAUUGAACGAUAUUUGCGAGCAACAAUCAGCGACGAAAGUGAUUUGGAGAUUUCGUUUGCAAGUGAAGCUAUGGACCUGCGUCAUCUCGAAUCAAGUCAAAAAAGUAUAAUCUAUGAGUGCGAACUUCGAUCCAUGUAUAUGCUUUCGUCGUCAACCGAUUGUACUCGACAGCAAAACGCAAUUCUGAAUGCCUUGUUACGCCACUACACUGCCAGAUCAUAUCCUAUUCGACGUGCAAGGUAA
Molecule: messenger RNA, 1260 nt
Organism: Zychaea mexicana
Lineage: Eukaryota; Fungi; Mucoromycota; Mucoromycetes; Mucorales; Lichtheimiaceae
Exons: 4
Coding region: 1-1260 (419 amino acids)
Molecular function (GO): protein binding
Source: RefSeq, a predicted model, not a curated record